This is a messenger RNA of Necator americanus (New World hookworm), 900 nucleotides long. RefSeq lists its product as uncharacterized. The transcript has 8 exons. Gene Ontology annotation, molecular function: galactosylgalactosylxylosylprotein 3-beta-glucuronosyltransferase activity. Gene Ontology annotation, cellular component: Golgi membrane. Gene Ontology annotation, biological process: chondroitin sulfate proteoglycan biosynthetic process; carbohydrate metabolic process. The record is from RefSeq and is a predicted model, not a curated record. Bases 1 to 900 code for a protein of 299 amino acids. Lineage: Eukaryota; Metazoa; Nematoda; Chromadorea; Rhabditida; Ancylostomatidae.
AUGAUGUCACUACUUCCGCGUCCUAUAAGGAGAAUGUCAUUGCCAGUAAUCUUCUGUAUUACUAUGAUCAUAGCGUUUCUUACAAUAAUGGCAUCGUCAAAUGGCAGGAAAAUAAAAGAGUUUGUCGAAAGAAAUGUAGUACCAUUGGAACCGCUUAUUAUCGUCAUCACACCCACCUACAAACGUCCUACACGAUUGGCAGAUAUGACGAGAUUCGCCAAUACUCUCCGACUUGUCCCUCACGUCCACUGGAUCGUCAUUGAGGACGGUGCUCAAACGGUGCCAUUUGUAGAAAAUUUACUACGACGUUCCACUCAUAAUUACACUUACAUGGCUAUAGAAACUCCUUCAGGGUAUCCAAAACGUGGAUGGUAUCAACGAACAAGCGCACUAUGGCUGUUACGGAACGAUACAGAUUCCAUACUCGGAGAUCACAAAGAGGGCGUGGUCUAUUUUGGAGAUGACGACAAUUCGUACGAUACGAGACUAUUCACUGACUACAUAAGACAUGUGAAAAAGCUGGGGAUGUGGGCUGUAGGCCUAGCUGGAGGCAGCCCUGUUGAGUCUCCAGAGGUAGUGAAUGGCACUGUGGUCGGCUACAAAGUUCGAUGGGGUCCUAGACGGAAAUUUGCCGUUGAUAUGGCAGGAUUCGCCAUUGGUCUCGAUGUUGUACUUAAUACUACCGCUGUGUUCGGAAAAACAUGUGUGAGAGGAUUUGGAGCGCCCGAACCAUGCCUUCUGGAAGAUAUGGGAUUCACUCAAGAGGAUAUAGAACCGUUUGGAUUUGAUCAAGAAGUGCCUCGUGAAUUGUAUGUGUGGCAUACACAAACCAAACAGGGAUCUUAUGCUGUGAACGAAACCAUACUAAAUUCAUUCUAUUUUGAAGCCAAGAAAUCCUAG